This is a messenger RNA of Centropristis striata (black sea bass), 721 nucleotides long. RefSeq names its product protein S100-P-like. The record is from RefSeq and is a predicted model, not a curated record. NCBI's taxonomy places the organism in Eukaryota, Metazoa, Chordata, Actinopteri, Perciformes, Serranidae. Gene Ontology annotation, cellular component: cytoplasm; extracellular exosome. Bases 350 to 625 code for a protein of 91 amino acids. Gene Ontology annotation, molecular function: calcium ion binding; transition metal ion binding. Gene Ontology annotation, biological process: endothelial cell migration. The transcript is spliced from 2 exons.
CAGAUUUACUUGGUCUCAGAUCACAAAAUGAUCUACCAUUGUCUGGCGGCUGAAAAGACCUAUCCUUAAAUCAACAAGCGAAUUACCAAAGCCCCUUAUGGUCUAUGAGGUAAUAUGUACACUGGGGGGCGUUGGCCUGAGCUAGUGUUGACAGAGUUGGAGCCUCCACCAAUAUCAAACACUUAAGACGAUACCUAGCCUGUUCAGACAAAGUCCCAAAGCCCUUUUUUCCAAAGGUAUAAAAAGAGUUUCUCGCACUCCAGUCCCAGCACACCUAUCCCUCCGUCGAUCACUUUUGGUCUCCGAUUUUCCUCUUGACCGUGUUAACCACCUCACUUAAGCAGCAACCAUGACCCAGCUAGAGACGGCCAUGGCCAUCCUGAUGAAGACCUUCGAUACUUACGCCGGCACCGAUGCGAAAAAGGACACCCUAAGCAAAACCGAGGCGAAGACUUUGCUGGAGAAGGAGCUGCCAGGACUGAUUAAGGCCGCAAAGAACCAAGGAGAAGUGGACAAGCUGCUGAAAGGUCUGGAUAUGGACGGAGACUCUGAAGUCGACUUCACUGAAUUUGUGAUCCUGGUCGUUACUCUCACCUGUGCCUGCCACGGCCGCUGCAAGAAGUGAGCAGGACGACCGCACCCUGGGGCGGGGUCAAAUUACAGCAACAUGAAAUCCCUGUAGUUUCUGAAAUCACUGAAUAAAAAGAUUUAUUUACCUGUG